Acanthamoeba castellanii str. Neff is the source of this 795-nucleotide messenger RNA. RefSeq lists its product as uncharacterized. NCBI's taxonomy places the organism in Eukaryota, Discosea, Longamoebia, Acanthamoebidae. Bases 1 to 795 code for a protein of 264 amino acids. The record is from RefSeq and is a predicted model, not a curated record. The transcript is spliced from 6 exons.
AUGCACUCACCACAGCAGAAGCAGCAGUACGCCUACAACUCCGCUCCCACCUCGCCUGCUGGCUACGGAGGCGGCUACGGCGGCGGCUACGGUGGAGGUUACGGCGGAGGCUACGGGGCGGGCGGCGAGGGCGGCUACGGCGGCGGUCCGACCUACACGCCCCACCGCUACGGCUCGGCGCCCGCCGGCGGCCAGGGCUAUCCGGAGCGUACCCCGUUGCUCGGCUCUGCCCCAGCCUACGCCGUACCCGCCUACGACACCGACCACUACCACGACAACCGCUUUAUCAAGCCGCGCCGGCCUUGUCUGAACAAACGGGCGAUUUGGGGCGUGUGUGUGGCGGUGACGCUGGCGGUGCUGCUGGCGGUGGCGGUGACGGCCUACUUCCUGUUCCCGCGCAUGCCCACGAUCGAGCGCAAGGGCGAGAGCAACCUCACGCUCCAGCUCGUUCCCUUCGUCCUCAACUUCACCGAAAACUUCGUCAUCGACAACCCCAACUACGUCUCCCUCUCCGUCCACAGCAUCAACAUGACGGUGUACCAUCGAUCAGUCGCCGUGGGCAAGACGCGGCUAGAGAAGAAGCACGUGUUCCCUGGGAGAACGGUCGACCAGCCCUUUGGCGUGGUGGUCACCCUCGACAACCCCGCGCCCGAGGUGCUGGCCCACUUCCUCGACGACUGCGGCCUCAAAGGUGAGCUGCCGCUGCACUUGAACGGUACUGUGGACGCCGGCUACUCGGUGGCCCACCACUCCUUCUUCCUCGGCUUCGACAUCACCCUCCCCUGCCACGACUAA